Messenger RNA from Hyalella azteca, 3524 nucleotides. RefSeq names its product facilitated trehalose transporter Tret1. The transcript has 9 exons. Gene Ontology annotation, cellular component: membrane. Bases 549 to 2102 code for a protein of 517 amino acids. Lineage: Eukaryota; Metazoa; Arthropoda; Malacostraca; Amphipoda; Hyalellidae. Gene Ontology annotation, molecular function: transmembrane transporter activity. Gene Ontology annotation, biological process: transmembrane transport. The record is from RefSeq and is a predicted model, not a curated record.
UUAAUGCUGUCGUAAUUUCUUGGACAUAUUGCUGAUUGUUUGUAGAUUCAUGAGUGUAGGGCAACACUGGUACGCAAUGUCGCCUGGUGCCAACGCUCCGUAUAUUUCCGCCCCCGAACAAAUCCACGGAAAUUGAACUACAGUCAUGGCAACAGAUAUAUUAAUGUUUGUUAUUGAUUCGAGCGAUUCAUGUCAAUUUCAGAAUCAUUUAUGAUAACUUCGCAAGCAAAUGUCUUUUAAUUAAUUUAAUUCAAAUUUUAGCAAGUGCAAAGCAAGUUUUUAGUUGUCCGGUUUUCAUUUUAAAGGAAAGCAAACGCCAUCCUUUGUUCAACGUUGUUAGCAUGGAUAUAGAAAAAAUAUCUAUAUUUACAGUUGAAAAUAAUUGUUGAUAAAUUUCUAUUUAUUAAAUAAGAUUGUUAUCAAAUGAUAAGAUUGUUGGGUAGUUGAGGAUUGUGCAACGUUAUUUUUUCCUGUAUUCAUCUACACUACUAUACCUUUAUGUUGUGUGGUGUACAUUGAUGCUGUGAAAAGGAAGGCUAACAUUAAACAUGUCGACUAAUGAGGGGAAUGCACUUGCGAACGGGUUGUUGUACCCCGAGCUCAAAGGGCUUCUUCCUCCUGAAGAAGCAGCAGCCAAGAUGUCGCCCAUGUGUGUGUCGGGGAGCGGGCGGGAGCUGAGGGAUGACGCGCCCGUCUUCCAGUCCACAUCCAGACGCGGGCCUGUCCGACAGAUCAUCGCGGCGUGCAUGGCAUCUCUGAGCGCUGUGUCCUUCGGCUUCAUCGCGGGCUACUCGUCCAUGGUGCUACCGCAGCUCUCCAACGACACCUCCAUACACUAUGAUGAGGCCAGCCAUGCGCAGUGGAUUGCGUCGCUGCCAGCGAUCACGUCGAUCGCAGGCUCCCUGGUGGGGGGCGUGGUCAUGGAUAAACUGGGCCCCCGCAUGACGCUGCUGGUGAUGUCUCUGCCCUGCGUCCUGUCCUGGGGCUUCGUCGCCUUUGCCAACUCCGUCCCCAUGCUGCUUGUGGGGCGCGCCCUCACGGGGGUCUUCCUCGGAGUGUACUCCCCCGUGCCCCAGGUGAGCGCCCCUUGCGUGGGGCUCACCAACCUCCGCGGGCUGCUGGGGGCGUUCCCUGAGGUGGCGGCGGCGCUGGGCUCCAUGCUCUGCUACGUCUUCGGGAACAUGAUGGGGUGGCGGUUGCUGGCGGUGACAUCAGCACUGGUGCCUGGACUCCCGCUCUUCUUCGCCAUGCUCGCCGUGCCUGAGUCGCCGCAGUGGCUUACCAAGCGCGGCCGCCUAAACCGCGCCCAUAAAUCUGUCGCUUUUUUCCGCGGCCGCGGUUACGACGCACAGGCCGAGGUGGCGAUGAUCAGGGAGAACAUCGUCGCCAAGGACGGGGCCGAGAUCUCCAUUAUCGAGCAGUUUAAACUUUUCCGGCUGCCGCAGAACUGGAAGCCCAUCCUGGUGGUGUUCCUAGUGUUCAUGUGCGGUCAGUUCAGUGGCUUUGCUGUGGUCGUCAACUACACCGUCACCAUCUUCAAUGCAGCCAACACCGGCAUCGACUCCUAUACAUCCACCAUCAUCGUCGGCACCGUCAGGUUUGUGUCAACGCUGGUGUCAGCAGCGCUACUGGACAGGGUGGGACGACGGCCGCUGCUGAUGGUGUCAGCGGUGGGAUCGUCGGUGGGCAUGUUGGCCAUCGGCGUCUUCUUCUACGUCAAGGAAGUGCACGACGCCGCUCAGAACAUCGGGUGGCUGCCUCUAGCCUCCCUCCUGCUGUACGUGUUCUUCAACGAGCUCGGCUACGGCCCCAUCCCGUGGCUGUUGUCUGGGGAACUCAUUCCUCUUGCCGUGAGGACUUUAGGUAACGGCGUCGCCGUCACGGCCUAUUCCCUUUUCGCCUUCAUCAUAAGCCUCACAUUCCCCAUGCUGCUGAGACACUUCAGUUCAUACGCAGCGUUCUGGAUGUACGCCGCGUUCAGCCUGUCAGGAGUAAUAAUUAGUUGGUGGUUGCCCGAGACCAAAGGCAGGACGCUGGAACAAAUAGAAGAUUAUUUCAUGCCAAAGCAGCACAGGGGCAAGCCAGCGAGGAAUGUCCUCUGAGAAAAUAAUGAUCAAUUUUCAACUAAGAGUUUUGUCUAAAGAGAUUGCAGACCAAUUCAAAUGAAUAUGGCAUAGUUUUGUGGCGCCGUAACUAAAAUCGCAGUCUGAGGGUCGUAGAAAAAUCAUUGCUAAGUUUUACACUUGACGGUGGCUCAAGAGCACGUUAAACUCUGCGGCCAAUGGCGAAGAAAUGAAUAUUUUGAAAUCAAAGGCCAAUAACUUAUGCAAGAAGGUCAUCAGGUUUGGACUAAGGUAUAACCGUAAUAUUGUUGUUAAUUGCAUUAGAUAUUUUAUUAUUGCCCUAAUAGAAUUAAACUUCACUAUUUAGUCUUUUGAAGCUGAAAAUUGUAAUGGACGUUCCCAUCGCAAAUAUAUUCGAGAUGAAUUUGUGAUCGUACAGCUGCUGAGCCCUUUAACAUUGAACAAUCUUAACCUAUUCUUCCUUUAAACAAGCCUACCUAAUACAGAAUAUGGUCCUAGUUCAUUUUCAUUAUUUUGCUCAGCUCCUCGCAUUAAAAUAUACAUCUUUAUUUACGUACCAUAAAAGAGUAUAGUUAACUUAUAAGUUUUUGCGGUUUUUAAUUUUACGAGAAAGUGAGAAGCGUUUCCUUGAAGCGCAACCAGUUGACCACUAAGUAACUUUAAUUUCUUCAUCGGUGCUUUCUAUUGGUGCUUCUAGAGCGUCCGGUAUGAUACGUAUAUACGUAUCAUACCGGAUAUACGUUAUCAGCUCCAUAGUCCGAUAACGAAUAUACUUUACUAUGAUAAUGUACCGAUAACUGAUAACGAUACUAUAACGGAUCUGGUAACGGAUAUACGUUAUCAGCUCCAUAGUCCGAUAACGAAUAUACUUUACUAUGAUAAUGUACCGAUAACUGAUAACGAUACUAUAACGGAUCUGAUAACGGACAUACGUUAUCAGCUCCAUAAAACCAUAAAUUUUCCUGAGCUAAUUAGGCGCUCAGCGGCGGAUAAUUUCUUCGUUCAUGGAUAGUUUCUUCAUGAAAUGAUUUGUAUUUAUCAUAUUUUAUGUAUCGCACGUCGUGAACUUUUUAACAAAUACAAGUUUUACGGAAUAAAUGCUGUACCUGAUAAUAAAGGUGAUGAUGUCUCUAAAGGAUAUUACAGAAUUUGAUCUGCCAUCAUCAAUAUUGAACAUUGUGCAAUCUUUUAUUAGUUUUAAUUAUUUUCAUCGAUUUUACGAAACAAACAAGGAUAUUUGCUACACCUUAAACACCUAGCAACUUUUAGGAUAUUUAGGCAUAGUUAAUAAUAUCGGGAUAACAGCAUUCGGCAGCCUUCCAUUUUAAUAUUAGUUCGUAACUAGUUUUUACUAUAAGUAAACGUGACUAAGGUUGUUUUGAUACGCAAAAACAUUCUAUUUUUAUACGAUGUGAAUGAAUAAAGGGGAAUCAUUUCUAA